Scomber scombrus (Atlantic mackerel) is the source of this 4812-nucleotide messenger RNA. RefSeq names its product SKI3 subunit of superkiller complex (gene skic3). The transcript has 41 exons. Bases 35 to 4750 code for a protein of 1571 amino acids. NCBI's taxonomy places the organism in Eukaryota, Metazoa, Chordata, Actinopteri, Scombriformes, Scombridae. The record is from RefSeq and is a predicted model, not a curated record. Gene Ontology annotation, cellular component: Ski complex. Gene Ontology annotation, molecular function: protein binding.
AGCAGAGCAACUUGUCAACGUAAACAAUAAUCUCAUGAUGUCUACUAAAGAGGUGAAAACCGCUCUGAAGAGUGCCAGAGAGGCUAUAAAAAACAAAGAGUUCAAAGAGGCCUUGAAACACUGCAAGGCCGUUUUGAAAAUUGAGAAGAACAAUUAUAAUGCAUGGGUGUUCAUUGGCCUGGCAGCCAGUGAACUCGAACAACCAGAUCAGGCACAGACAGCCUAUAAGAAGGCGGUGGAGCUCGAGCCUGAGCAGCUACUGGCAUGGCAGGGCUUGGCAAAUCUUUAUGAGAAGACUGAUCAGUGGGAUUUCAAAGCUGAGCUUUCUAACGUCUAUCAGAAGCUGGUUGAGCUGUAUGCAAGCUCUGACAAAAACAAAUGUUAUGAGAUGAUCACAAAGCUGUCAGAUAUCUACCAGUCUGACAAAGAAUAUUCAGAGUUGGCGAAGGUUUGGCAGCAGCUCAUUCAACUGAAGGAGGAAGAGGGUGUGGAAAAGAAAGAGUUACUGCAGCUAUGGCAACAGAUGACCCAUCUCCUGUCAGAGUGCCUUAAUGAGGAGGAGCAAGACAAUGAAACUCAAAACCAUUUAAUCACAGCAUUUGAGAAGGCCAUGGUACUCAUGGAUCCCGUGCCAGGAGAAGAGCAUAGGAGGACCUCAGCUGACUAUGUCAAAUGUCUUUCUAAACUUCCACACGAAGAAGCGAAAAUGAAAGAGGCAUGUGAGUCCAUGCUGUCUCUCUACCCCAGCCAGAGUUAUCCUCUUGAAAUCCUUUGUUCUCACUACCUCAAAACAGGUAUCCAGGAUGAGGACGCAUUCAGCUGUUUUUCCCGGCUCCUUGAUCUGGCCCCUAACAGUGGGUUAGGUCACUUGGGUCUUGGCACCAAAGCACUCGAAGAGGGCAGGUAUAAAGAUGCCAUUAAGGAUCUUGCACAAGGGUUGAAGAAAAUGAGCUCCAGUACAGGAUGGUACAAUUUGGCUCAGGCUCAGCUCAAAAUGCACAGAUACUCAGACAGUGCUACAUCAUGCUCCCAAGGUUUGACAGUGUGUGUUUCUGGAGAUGUGGAGCAAAGGGUUGGACUGCUAAAGCUGAGGCUUGAGGCUUUAGUCAGGAGUGGAGGGGAGAAGGCUGCAGACCAGGCUUUGGAGUCAUUUUCACAGAUCCCUAAUGCUGCCAAAGACCCAGUUCUAGUCGCUCUUAAAGGACGUGCAUACCUUAACAAAGGACAGGUUGAUCAAGCACUUAAGGUGUCAUCGGAGCUGUUGGCCUCUGAUCCAAAUCUGGCCCAGGGGUUAGCACUAAGAGGACUGGGACACUUAGCUGAAGGCCAGCAGCAGCAGGCAGAACAGAGUUUCCUAAAGGCGGCAGGCCAAAGCCCAGACUGUGGAGAGUAUUAUUUCUUGCUGGGACAACUCUACUGGGACAUGGGAGAAGAGACCCGUAAAGACCGUGGAAAAGUACACACACACUUGCUCAAGGCUGCAAAGUUGGACCCACACCUUGGUUGUGUAUUCCGCUACCUUGGACAUUAUUAUCGGGAGUUGGCAAAUGACCAUGGCCGGGCAAGAGGUUGUUAUAAGAAGGCCUUUGACUUAGACAAUGAUGAUGCUGAGUCUGGAGCUGCCUCAGUGGAUCUUAGUAUGGCAAAUGAGGAUAUGGACACUGCCUUAGCAAUACUUCAGUCAGUGAUAGAGAAGGCCACUCCAGGCUCGGCUAAAUGGGCCUGGAUGAGACGAGGACUUUACUACCUGAAGGUUGGGAACCAUCAACAGGCUAUUGCUGAUCUGCAGGCAGCUCUGAGAGCAGACCCUGAGGACUGGGUGUGUUGGGAGUGUUUAGGUGAGGCCUACCUAAACCGCCGUAGUUUCACAGCAGCUCUGAAGGCCUUUGGUAAGGCCCAUCAGCUUCAACCCUCCUCCAUCUACAGUGUCUACCAGGCUGCUGCAAUCAAACAGACCUUGGGCAAGUUCAAAGAGGCGGUUGCAGAGUACUUGCAGAUCACAGCACAGCAGGAUUAUGUUCCUGCUCUUAAAGGUCUUGGGGAGUGCCAACUCUCUCUGGCAAAAAGUUUAAUGGAGGACUCCAGAGAUGGUGGAGCCAUUGACCUCAUUCAGCAAGCAAUACAGAACCUCUUCAAAGCUGCAGAGCUGCGUCCAGAUCUCUCCUGUUUGUGGAAGCUUUUGGGAGAUGCCUGCACCGCAGCCAGCACAGUGUCUCCAAACAGAGCCCAGGUUCAAGUGCCAGCCCCACUAGCUGGUGUAGACCCCCUGACCCAGAGCCACAUGAUGAAUCAGGCCCAAACAGUCAAAGUUGGUGAGAGGUGCUAUGCUCGUGCCUUGAAGCUAAUGCCUGAGGUCCCCAGUCUUUGGUAUGACCUUGGACUCAACUAUUAUCACCAGGCUAGCCUUUGCUGCCCUACAGAGGUAGACCAGAACUCUCCAUCGCUGCUCCUAGAGAAAGCCCAGCAGUGUUUGAAAAAGGCUAUCAUGAUGGACAGUGGGAAUCAUUACUACUGGAAUUCCCUGGGAGUCAUUUCCAUGAGCAAAGGUCUUGAAAACUUUGCUCUAGCUCAACAUUGCUUCAUCAAGUCCAUACAAGUUGAAUCAAGUAAUGUUGUUGCCUGGACCAACCUUGGUACCCUGUAUCUGAAGAAGGAUAAUAUAGAGCUUGCACAUGAGGCCUUUAAGAUUGCCCAGUCCCUGGAGCCACUGUAUGUCAACUGCUGGAUCGGACAGGCACUGAUAGCAGAGAGAGUGGGAAGCUAUGACACCAUGGAUCUUUUCAGGCACACCACUGAACUCAGCACACAUAUGGAGGGAGUGAAAGGUUAUGCCUACUGGGUGUGUUCCACCCUGCUGGAUAAGAGCAAUCGCGACUCUGAACUGUACCGCUACAACAUAGUCCAGAUGAACGCCAUCUCUGCUGCUCAGGUGGCACUCAGCAAGUAUACAGAGAGGAUCCAGUCUGAUCCAGAUGCCUUCAUUAUGCUUGGUUACCUGAAUGAGCAUCUACAGCUGAAGAGACAGGCCUUACAGGCUUACCAAAGAGCUGUUGAGCUGCUUCAGUCGAUGUCCUCCACAGAACAGCUAGCUUUUGCUCAGGGCAGCUAUGGUCGUGCUCUCUGCUUCUCAUGCCAGUGUGAAGAGGCUGUGAAUAUUUAUAAUUCCACACCACUGCAGGAGCUCAGUGAUCUGACUGGGCUGGCUCUGGCCUACUGCAGGGCAGGACUCAUCCCAGAAAGCGUAAAUGCCUAUGAGCGUGCCCUGGCUAUGGCUACCAGUGAAAAGGAGAAGGCUUAUAUCUUGACAGCUCUGGCAUUACUGCAGCACCGGCAGGGUAACAUAGACUCAGCCAAGACUCUGCUGUUUAAAUGUUCAAUGUUAAAGGAGCCAAUCUCGGAGUCUCUGCUGUGUUUAUGUGCCCUUGGAUUAGUCAACAAUGAUACUACACUAGCUACUGCUGCCCUGUCUGAGCUGCUAAAGCAAGGCUCAUCCUCUGGGAGUGUUGUAGAACAGCGAUGUCUACUCACCUGCACCUUGCUGGCCCUGCAGGGCAACUACAGUGCGGUGCAAAGAGAGGCUUCGAGAGCGGUACACAGCAAUCCAGGUAAUGCAUCUUUGUGGGCCCUGCUGUCCAGAGUGGUACCACAGUACUACCCCAGGAAGGCAAAUGGUGGAGCGAUGGCUGGCCAUGUUUCCUGUCUUUCCAGUAUGACCCAAGGAAAGAGGGCGUUGUUGUACAGUGGAGUGAACCAGCUGGCUAGUGGUAGACACUCUGGAGAACACAAGCACAGGAAUGCACUGAAGACUAUGCAGAAAGCUGUGAUGCUCUGUCCUGAUGAUCCAGCAACAUGGGCAGGAUUAAUUGCUGCCUGUCACACAGAAAACACUUCCUGUUACCUCUCUGGCUCUGCUCCUUGCAGAAAAGGCCUGGAGCAAACCCUAAUGUCCGUGGUUUCUGAAAAAGUACACACUGUAGAGGAGAUAGAGCGCCCUCUAGCCCAGUCUUUGGAGGGCUGGGUACUACAACAAGCAGUGACUGGUCUCAUGCUUGGAGGACAGCUAGAACAGGCGGAAGCUCUCUGCUCACAGGUGCUAAAUGUUUCUCCAGAACACCCAGCAGUGAUGUUGUCACUGAGACAAGUACAGUGUCAGCGUCUCCUUGUGGGAAAUGAUGGUGGUACUGUCCUCCCAGAUUCUGUGCUGGAGCAGCUCAGCAAAACUGUGAUGAUGAACCCCACCAACCUUGGGGCAUGGCAUUGGCUGGCAGAUGUGUAUCGUAGCCAGGGCCUGCUUGUUCAGGCAGUCAUGGUUUACAGACAGAGUCUGCAAAUUGCCUCACAGCUUGGCCUGCACAGCUGCCAAGUAACGAGCCUGCUUCGACUAGCUCUGCUAGCUCUAGGACCGUGUAUGGCAGGUGUCCCAGGAAAUGACUGGAAGGACCUUGUUUUAGAAGCCACUACAGAGGUCUUGAAGCUGGGUUCGUGCCCUAUGGCCCUCCUCUUCCAGGCCCUGCUCCAGUAUGUUACCAAGAUGACCGCGAGGGACACCAGGCGAUUGUUGGAGAAGCUGGUAUAUGUCUCCUCUCAAGACUUCCCAGUGACUGUGGUGCAGGUGGCCAGCUGGUACCUCCUCAGACACUUGCAUGCAAAACAUGAUGAAGAGCUACUGAAUGUCCUUGUGGAGCAUGCCAAAAUGUAUGGAGAUCAAAGAUUGCUGAAGUUUCAUGCACAGCUUGUCUCUUCAUCCUGAAUGCUGAAAGUCUACAAUGAAAUCUUUCUAAAAUCAUGUACUGUAGCUAUGUAUUUAUCCCA